Messenger RNA from Stomoxys calcitrans (stable fly), 1230 nucleotides. RefSeq names its product cytoplasmic phosphatidylinositol transfer protein 1 (gene rdgBbeta). The transcript is spliced from 7 exons. Bases 97 to 969 code for a protein of 290 amino acids. Gene Ontology annotation, cellular component: cytoplasm. NCBI's taxonomy places the organism in Eukaryota, Metazoa, Arthropoda, Insecta, Diptera, Muscidae. Gene Ontology annotation, biological process: phospholipid transport. The record is from RefSeq and is a predicted model, not a curated record. Gene Ontology annotation, molecular function: phosphatidylinositol binding; phosphatidylinositol transfer activity.
UUGGUAUUAGCCAGAAGGCCACUUGGUAUUCACGCACCACAAUUAAUGUUUCGUAAUGACAUAGUUUAAUAAUUUGCCUAAACAUACCGAGAAAACAUGGUUCUAACCAAGGAAUAUAGGAUCUGCAUGCCACUGACCUGCGAGGAGUAUCAAAUAGGGCAGCUGUAUAUGAUAGCGCGCCACAGUUUGGAGCAAACCAGUGGUGACGGAGAGGGAGUGGAGAUAGUAACAAACGAGCCCUGCGAAGACCCGGAGCAUGGAAAAGGCCAGUACACAGAAAAAAGGAUUCAUUUAUCCAGUCGACUACCUUACUGGAUACAAUCCAUUUGUCCACGCGUGUUUUAUGUGACAGAAAAAUCUUGGAAUUUUUUCCCUUUCACCAAAACAGAAUAUACAUGUUCCUUUGUACCGAAACUAAAUGUGUCGAUACAAACCAAGUACGAAAACAAUAAUGGAAGCUCCGACAAUUGUCUACAUUUAAGUGAAGAAAAACUAAAUAGUCGAAUUAUUGAAAGUAUUGACAUUGCGUUUGAUGAACUGGUCAACAACAAACAUUACAAGAGAGAGGAAGAUCCAAAAUUUUUUAAGUCAACAAAAACAAAUCGCGGACCGUUAGUGGAAGGUUGGCGUGAAACUGAUAAACCGAUUAUGUGUUCCUAUAAACUCGUAGAUGCUUCAUUCGAAGUAUUUUUGUUGCAAUCAAAAGUCGAAGAUUUUAUUCAAAGAUCCAUUCGCGAUGUCUUGCUGCUUGGCCACAGACAAGCUUUUGCAUGGGUGGAUGAAUGGUUCGGGAUGACCAUAGAAGACGUGCGUGCGUACGAACGAAAGAUUCAGGAAGAAACCAAUAAUAAAUUAAAACAACCCAAUGGGAUCGCCGAAAAUGGAGCCGCAAAUAAUACAUGUGACAAUUCAUUGGAAAAGGGUGCACCUGAAGAGGCACUUAGUACAAGCUUAGAAAACAACGGUUAGCAGUAAGCGGGAUUCCCACACAUACGUAUAUAUUGGUGUAUAGUUCCCGAAAAAUAGUUGUUUAUUAGCAUUAAAGUCAAUCUCAGGAAAUCCAUAAAAGAACGUCAGUCUUAGAAUGGCUUCAACCAAAAUGUUAAUAGUUGAUGUACCUACACAAUUUUAUAAGAAGCUCAAGAUAGGUCUGUGAAAAAAAAAACAAAAUUUGUUUGUUUCCUUCCCUUUUCGUUUUAUAAGCGCACUCGCCAUAUACAUAGUACAUAC